AUGGCUUCGUGUAUGUAUCGUGUAGGCGAUUAUGUCUACUUUGAAGGAAAUCCAACAGAACCUUAUCUAAUUCGACGAAUUGAAGAAUUAAAUAAAACUCCAAAUGGCAAUGUUGAAGCACGUGUUGCUUGUUUCUAUCGUCGUCGUGAUAUCUCUUCAUAUCUAGUCAAUCAAGUUGAUCGUCUUAAAAUCGAUGUUCCAUGGGAAGAUGAUGAUGAAAUGACGAAUGAUACUGGAUCAACAAACCCAAGUGGACAACCAACUGAAUUAACUGAUAUUCAAAAACAUCAAUUACGUCAUCGUGAAUUAUUUUUAACACGUCAGAAUGAAACAUUAUUAGCAACAAAUAUACGUGGAAAAUGUUUAGUUGUUUUACAUAAUGAAACUGAAACAUUUUCAUCAUACCUUAAUUCUGAGGAUCUUUUUUUCUAUCAACUUGUUUAUGAUCCAAAUCAGAAAACUUUAAAUGCUGAUCGAGGUGAAAUUCGUGUUGGUGGAAAAUAUCAAGCUGAUGCAUCAGUUCAACUAUUAUCCAAUGAUGCAAGUCAAGGUAUUAAUAAAGCAUUUAUUUCGAAGCAUGUAUUUAAUACAUUAUCAUCAAGAGAAGAUUUAAUCUGGGAUGCUAAUGGUGGUUUAACAGAAAAACAAAUUGAACAAUAUUUAAUUGUUGCAAGAUCAAUCGGUACAUUUGCUCGUGCACUUGAUUGUCCAACAGCAUUAAAACAUCCAAGUCUUCAUAUGAGUGCAGCAUCAGCAUCACGUGAUGCAACAUUAUUUUUUGCAAUGGAUACAUUACAUAAACAUCAUUAUGAUUUAGCUUUAGCUACAUGUAGUUUAGUACCAAAUACAGGACCAAUACUUGUUAAAGAUCAAAUGGAAGAUUGGUCUGCUGCUGAAGCUAAUUCAUUUGAAGAUGCUAUUGAAAAAUGUGGAAAAGAUUUUCGAGAAAUACAAAAAGAAUAUUUACCAUGGAAAAGUUUAAAAGGUAUUAUUGAAUAUUAUUAUAUGUGGAAAACAACAGAUCGUUAUGUUGUUCAAAGACGUUUAAAAUUAGCUGAACAAGAAAAUAAAUUAAAACAAGUUUUUAUACCAAAUUAUAAUAAAGCACAUCAAUGUUUACUUCCACAACGAAUACAAAAUGAAAAUAAACCAUGUGAAUCAUGUGGAACAACGUCAUCAUUACAAUGGUAUCAAUGGAGUGCAGCUCAACCAAAUACAAGACUUUGUGCAGAAUGUUGGACUUAUUAUAAAAAAUUAGGUGGUUUGAAAUAUUUGAAAAAAAGCGGUCCUGAUCGACGACAAGGUAAGUCAAAUUUUAUUGAAGAUAUUUUAAAUUUAUUUAUGAGAUUUAUUUUAGAACGGACUGUUAAUAUUAAUAAAUUGGUUAGUUAUAAAUGUAAUGUUAAUGGUUGUGACAAGGAAUGUAAAAAUAAACCUGCUCUUCAACGUCAUUAUGCCAUAUCACAUGGAAUAAUGUUUCGUUCUGGUAGUCCACGUCCAUUAUCAAAACCGCGUUAUACAUUUGCUUUAUAUACAACACCAUUAUCACAUGCUGUUCGUCCAUUAUGUCCAAUUCGACAUCUUGCACGUUGUCCAUUAUCUGUAAUUGAUACUAGUGAUACAUAUCGUCAAUGGGAAUUAUUUAUUAAAGAAAAACCAUCACGUGAAAUUCGUAAUAUAUGCACACAUCUUCAUAAUUUAUAUAAACAAAGAAAUGAACAAAAAAAAUGUAAACAUUUAUGUGAUUUAUUUCCAUAUAAAGAUGAGAAUGAAACAAAUAAAACAUUAGAUGAUUUUAUGCCUAAAUAUGAAGAAAAAAUAAAUAAUGAUAAUGAGUUAAAUGUGCCAAUACGUUAUCCGAAAUUACUAAAAGAUUCGGCAGAUUUUUAUGCACAAUUUACUCAUUCAAACAUAAGUAUUAUGAAAAAACGGCCUUAUGAAUCAAAUGACAGUUCAAAUGAAGGUCCAUCACCAAAACGAACAUUAAUUACUCGACAAAAUUUAAUUAAAAAUAAAUCACCCUUGUUUAUCAUUCAUGUCGUUGAUUGUCUUCCUGAAAAGUGUACAACCAAACAAAAUAAAAGUGGAUGUAUAACACUUAUGCAAAGUUGUUCUUUUUUUACUGCUUAUCGUAAUGAUAUCUAUAAUAAACUAUUAAAGACAAAACGAAAGAUGAAAAACACAGUAAAAUUGUCUCGUUCACGUGCUUAUACUGUUCCAUUUGUUGAUCCUCCCGAUGGCAUUUAUUUACGUGUAACAAAAGAUAUUAAACGUUUAAGAAAAGAAAUUCCUCAAAAAGAUAUUCGUCGUAUUGCACGUGCUCCAUGGAAAAAACUUAAUACAAAUUUUGUUUCAUAUGUUGAUGAUGAUAUUGUUUCACCGAUUUUAACCAAUGUCUAUGUAGAUAAUCAAAAUGGUCUUCGAAAUGCAUCAACUUCAAUGAAAAUAAAAGAAUAUGAAUUACCUAAAGACAUUAUUUUAGAUUUUUCAUCUCCUAAAAAAGAUUCUUGUCGUACAUUAAUAAAAUCACAAUUUUAUACAUUUGACAUGACCACUAAAGAUGAAGAAAAUCUUCAUUAUUCUUCGGAUAUUCAACUAUCUGAUAAUCAAAUAUCAAAUAUUGUUAUUUCAUCAUCAGAUCAUCAUGAUAUUGAUACAUUAAGUGAUGCUGGUACUUAUAUUAUUGAAGAUGAUGGUGAUAUUGCAUAUGAUGAUGAAUUAGAACAACAAAAUAAUUCUUCAUCAGCAUUUAAACGAUAUAUAAAUCAAACAAAAACUCGUCAUGGAACAUUUGAUAUACAUAGAUUUGUAUCAUCAACAACACAAACAAUUAAUCGUCCUAUUAUUGAUUCGAAUAUUCCAACAAAUGAAUUAGUUUCAUCAUCUUUUGUUUUAUUUUCAAAUGAUAAAGAACUUGAUGAUACAUUUGAAAAUAAAUCAUCGAAUAUUAUUUUACAACAACAAUCAAUAACAUCAACACAAAAUCAAAUAAAACCAGCUGAAUAUUUUGUUAUUUCACCAACAUUGAAAACAAAAUCUUUUCCAACUACAAAUAUUCAUCAACGAAAAAGAGAUACUUCACGAAAAUCAAAAUUAACAGAAGAAUCUGUUUCUAUUAAAGAUCCAAGUGUUCAAACUCCAAUCAGUGAACCAAUAUCUCCUCCAUUAUCAUCUCGUUCUUAUCAAAAUUCUACAGAAAAAGAUUCAUUUUAUCUUGAAAAACAAUCACCUUCUACCUCACCAUCUAUUCGACCUCAUACAACUAUAAAUGAUCAAACAUAUUCCUUAGGAUCAUUUCAACGUAAUUCAAAUAUACGUCAAACGACAUCUACAAAAUCUCAACAUCAACAACAAAUAUCUUCAUCAUCAACAAUAAAUAAUAAUGAUUGUGAUGAAACAAAACCCAAUUUUACAAAAUUCUAUACGAAUAAAACAUUUACAUUACGCCAACAAACUUCACAUCUUUCAUCAUCAACAUCAAAACCAAUCCAACAACAGCAACAAAUUCCAUCAAAAACAUUAUUACAACAAAACUCAAAACCAAUUACCACAAUGUUAUCAACAUCAUUAUCAACAAUUAAUUCAAGUAGACAGACAAAUCGAACUGUUCAAUUACGUCGUGCACGUGCACAAGCAAAAAUCGAAGAAUUAUCUCAACGUACAACAAAACAAUUACAUAAAACUGAUCAUCAAAGUGAUAUAAUGAAUACAUCAUCGCAUAGUAAUGUUAUUAGCCAUAGUAAAAAAGAGUUAGCCAAUUUACAAUCAAAUUCUCAAACAAUCACAAGAACAAAUAUUACAUCUCCACGACAAGAUAUGUUAAAAACGCGAACAAUAUCAUCUUCAUCAAAUCAUCGAUCUGCAUCCGCAAGUCCACAACUAUACAAAGAAACACCAUCAAGAUAUCGAAAAACUAUGACAUCAAUUGUUACAGAUGAAGAACAAUGUCAAAAAGCGAGUACAAGUGUUUGUAGUAUUGAAGAAGAACGAUGUGAUUCAUUACGUGACAACGGCCAAAGAUUAGCAAUUAGAUUAAUCCAACUUUCAUCUGGAAUAUUAGAAAAAUUAAAACCAAAUGAAUCCGUUACUGAUGAUAAUAUCAGCAUACGUGAAUUAGAACAACUUGUUGAUAAAUUGGAAACAGUCAAUCGAACAUUAAGUUGUAUGUGUAUCUUGCUUUAA
Molecule: messenger RNA, 4182 nt
Organism: Rotaria sp. Silwood2
Lineage: Eukaryota; Metazoa; Rotifera; Eurotatoria; Philodinida; Philodinidae
Source: the annotation of a GenBank genome assembly